AUGGCCGACACCAAGGACAUCGCUUCUUCCUCCGCCAAUGCUUCCGAGAAAGCUCCGGCGGGUGGCCGUGUAGGCGCCUGGACCGACGCCGAGCGCCUUUUGCUUCGCGUUCUCGCAGUUCUGCUUCCUGAUGGCAAGGGAGUCGAUUGGAAGAACAUCAACAUGCCCAACCGUACCCUCAAAGCGAUCCAAGCCCAAUGGACUUCGAUCAUAGUCCAGAUGCGUGAGCUCGGCAUGGAAGGCGAGGGUAACACCGCCGCUCCCAAGGCCAAAACUCGUAAGUUACUAGUUCAUUCACGCUCAUUUGGCAUCCCAGUGCUAAUGAAUGUCUUCGAAGCUCGUAAGAAGGCGGCGCCGAAGCAAAAGACUGCUGCUGCCGGCGACGGACAAAACGCCAACGAGGAUACCGGCGACGAUCAGGAUGACGAGGAGACCAAGAAGAAAGCCACUCCCAAGAAGCGCGCCGCUGCCACCAAUGCUGACGGCACUCCCAAAAAGCGUCGUACUCCUGCCAAGAAGUCGGCCCCCAAGGUCGAGAACGAUGCCGAGUCUGAUAAUGAGGCUGCCGUUCCGAAGAAGGAGGAGGAGAACGGUGAUGAUGAUUUGGCCGGAGCCGUCUAA
This is a messenger RNA of Colletotrichum destructivum, 621 nucleotides long. RefSeq lists its product as uncharacterized. The transcript has 3 exons. The record is from RefSeq and is a predicted model, not a curated record. Bases 1 to 621 code for a protein of 206 amino acids. NCBI's taxonomy places the organism in Eukaryota, Fungi, Ascomycota, Sordariomycetes, Glomerellales, Glomerellaceae.